Rhizophagus irregularis DAOM 181602=DAOM 197198 is the source of this 1530-nucleotide messenger RNA. RefSeq lists its product as uncharacterized. The record is from RefSeq and is a predicted model, not a curated record. Lineage: Eukaryota; Fungi; Glomeromycota; Glomeromycetes; Glomerales; Glomeraceae. Gene Ontology annotation, molecular function: ubiquitin-protein transferase activity.
UCAUCUGAUAAUUCAUCAGAUAAUUUUUCAACCAUUUCUUUAACUGAAGAAGAAAUAAUUGAACCACCAAUGGCUCUCUCCAAGAUUUAAUGAAACAUUUUAAAUAUAAAUUACAAGAUCAAUAUUAUACUGAUAAUAAUAUAACAAUCAUUUUUAUUAAUGAAAAUACUAUUGUAGAGUCGUUAAUUGAAUGGGCUAAAUAUUGUCAGCUGUACUUUACAGAUGGAUUAAUUGAUAAUUCACCAGAAUGCCAUACACUCGGUAUACUUUUAUUUUGGACCAUUUUACAUUAUGGACAAUGGCCCCAAUGGUUGAUAUCCAAUAUUUGAUCGAUGAAAAAAUUGAACACGAAAAGAUUUUGAAAGAAUGUAAUCCUAUUUCCUAUAAAUUGGUUCGUCAAUUAAAGAAAAAGAAGUCUAAUUUUAAUGAUUUGUUACAUUCUUGGGUGAAUAACCGUGAUAUUAAUAUUGAUCAUAUCAAAACUUUAAAUAAUAAUGAAGCUGCUUCUUAUGUAGCUAAAUACGAAGUCAUUACAAUUAGGAAAAAUGCUCUUGAUGAUUUCAAACUAGGAUUCAACAAAUUUAAUAUCAUCAACAAAUUAAAAAAUUACAAAUAUCAUAAUAUAGUUCGUGAAUUAUACUAUAAAAUUACAUAUGAUAUCGUAAUUGAUCAAUUCGAUUCUGAAUACAUUGAACAACAAGCACGAUCACAUGAUAAACCACAAUAUCGACUAUUGUAUGAAGAAUUUAAAGAAUUAUUAAGAUCAAUGGAUGAAGAAGAGCUUAAAAAUGUUAUGAAGUUUGCAACUGGUGCUAGUAUUAUUCCAGCAUUACCAAAAAUCAAAAUUUCGUGGGUCAAGCUUAAUACAGAUGAAGGGUUCAAUACUUUUGAGGAGGACUUACGUAGUGGAUUUAUAAAUCAUGAAGGUUUCUCAGAACCAGUUUAUUCAAGAAACUAUAACAGUAAUUUCAUUUUACAGAAUGAAAUUAAUAAUGAAUUGGAAUUUUCAAGUUCACAGCUUAAUAAUACAGCAACUGGAACGCUUGUUCAACCAGCAUCUAAUAUUAAUUCUGGCAAUUCAGUUGAGAAUGCCAUUCCCGUUGAUGCAUUAGAGUUAAGCACGGAUUCUUAUCAGAAUGUUAAUUCAAAUAUUCCGAAUGUAAGACAAAUGGUAACAUUCCGUUGGGUUAAUGUAACCAAUCCACUAGAACGUAGAACUAGGAGGGAGUCUGCUGAGUUUUAAAGUAAAAGCAAGAACAUAACCUUGCUAAACUCCUUUGUCCUAAUUUUUGAGCAUUAUUCAGAUUGUUUCUUUUGUUUCUUAAUAAUAAUUAGGUUAAUACAUGUAGAUAUCAUCAAAUUACAUGAAAUAGUGCACAGAAAUAAAUUUCAUAUUUUUCUAACAAAUUUUGUUAAAAUUGGAUAAACUUAUAAAUGUAAAUAUUUUUUAUUUACUUUCCAUUAUUAAUUGACAAGAAUAUGUACCACAACAUAGAUCACACCCUGAUCCAACCCAUAAAGAUAAUGCCG